AUGUUAUAUUUUCAGGUCUGUUUCGUUGCAGCUCUAUCAGCGUCAGCCGAUAAGCAAAAGAGGAACAUUCUACUAGGCAAUCCAUACUACGGAACCGAGCAUGAUCAUCAUCACAAAUACGAAAAUGAGGUAAAACCUCAGCAAAUCUACGAACCGCCUAGUUACAUACCCGGCAAAUCUUUGAGAGCUGACUUCUUUGCGAUCAGUGAUGCUGACAAAACUUCUUCCUCGUGCUAUCCAUCUCCUACGGAAUAUAGGAUUAGUUUUUCUAUGCAGAUUCUCAUCAACUUCAUUAAAUCCGUUGAUGAUAAAAACUCUGCCGCAAUAAAAAAAACUAAUCCCAGAGCAGCCAGCGAUUGUUCACAAGCAUGUGGAAAUUGCUUCGGAAACCGUCUCCCUUCCGCAAGUGAAGGAAGAAGUCUUCUAUCAAUAUUUUCUCCAAUUACCUCGUACUCCUCGUACGACAACAUACUCUUGAGAAUCGUGGGUUACCAUCUGCAAGUGCAAGUCGUCAUCUGUAUCAAGUAUCGGUGA
Atta colombica is the source of this 534-nucleotide messenger RNA. RefSeq lists its product as uncharacterized. The transcript has 4 exons. The record is from RefSeq and is a predicted model, not a curated record. Lineage: Eukaryota; Metazoa; Arthropoda; Insecta; Hymenoptera; Formicidae. The coding region runs from base 1 to 534 and encodes 177 amino acids.